This is a messenger RNA of Branchiostoma floridae (Florida lancelet), 1222 nucleotides long. Its product is annotated as protein SET-like. The transcript has 7 exons. The coding region runs from base 46 to 1101 and encodes 351 amino acids. Gene Ontology annotation, cellular component: chromatin; nucleus. NCBI's taxonomy places the organism in Eukaryota, Metazoa, Chordata, Leptocardii, Amphioxiformes, Branchiostomatidae. Gene Ontology annotation, molecular function: chromatin binding; histone binding. Gene Ontology annotation, biological process: nucleosome assembly. The record is from RefSeq and is a predicted model, not a curated record.
GGUUUAAUAUUCUUAAGUUUCGUCGACUUUCACGAAGACCCACUGAUGUCGGACGCUGGCGUAGAUAAGGCCAAGCCCUCACCUCACAAGGUGCGGAAGCUGGACCCACAGGACGCCGUGUCGUCGGAAGGGGACGACAGCAAAGAGUACGACGCCGAGACCCAGAAGGCCCUCGAAGACAUCGACGCCUGCCAGAAUGAGAUCGACGCGCUGAACGAGCAGGCGUCGGAAGAGAUCCUCAAGGUGGAACAGAAGUACAACAAGCUGAGGAAGCCCUUCUUCGAGAAGAGGAACGACCUUAUUCAGAAAAUCCCCAACUUCUGGGUAACGGCAUUUGUGAACCACCCCCAGGUGUCUGCCCUGCUGACAGAGGAGGAUGAGGAGUGCUUGCACUACCUGACCAAGCUGGAGGUGGAGGAGUUCGAGGACAUCAAGUCAGGAUACAGAAUUAAGUUCUUCUUUGAUGACAACCCUUUCUUUGAGAAUGAAGUCAUUGAGAAGGAGUUCCACCUUGGUUCCUCAGACUAUGAUCAUGUAGGUGACCCCGCCUCCAAGUCAUCGGAGAUCAAGUGGAAGGAGGGCAUGGACCUGACCAAGCGGAACAAGGAGAUCACCAAGCAGGGCAGGAAACGGCUACACGAGGAACCGCGCAGCUUCUUCUUCUGGUUCACAGACAACACAGACGCCUCCUGCGACGACAUCGCAGAGGUGAGAUGGCUGUCAGGAAAAUGGUUAAUUCUUGCAAAGCUCUCUGAUGAAGAUGAGGAUGCGGUGGUCGACUCAGUGGUGGUCGUAGAUGAAGAGGAUGAGUUGGAUGAGGAUGAUCAUGAAGAUGAUGAGGAUCAUACUGAGGAGGGACUGCAGGUCCUGGAUGAUGCCCAUAGAAAGAUGCAUAUCAUCAUGAACUCCAUUUUUCUUUCUCUUCCAGAUGAUGACCUGGAGGGUGAGGAGAUCUAUGAGGAGGGUGAGGAAGGUGAGGAAGACACGAAUGAUGGAGAGGUGGCAGGAGGAGAUGGGGCAGAGGGUGCAGAAGGGAAGGUGGCAGCAGCGGAAGGUGAGGAGGACCUGGAUGAUGAUGAUGAUGAUGAUGAGGGAGCAUGAAGAGCCCACAACAAUCUGUAACUCCAACAUUCUGUAAAUACUGCUUUCCACGAGGGUCGACUGGACACAGUGUCUCCUCCCAACCUUCCACCAGUCUGGCCUGUAAAGGACUCAUCAGCAG